Molecule: messenger RNA, 2088 nt
Organism: Neodiprion fabricii
Lineage: Eukaryota; Metazoa; Arthropoda; Insecta; Hymenoptera; Diprionidae
Product: leucine-rich repeat-containing protein 15-like
Exons: 1
Coding region: 490-1512 (340 amino acids)
Cellular component (GO): extracellular matrix
Molecular function (GO): protein binding
Source: RefSeq, a predicted model, not a curated record
CGGGACAGUUCAAAACAAUUUUGAGCCGAACAGCCUUACGUUCUUGAACGGUUUCAUAAUGCUAUGUAAUGAAUCAGUUGAUAUAAAUUAGUAGAUAACGAUACUCAAAGAAAUACUUGAUCGAGACAUGGGGACAAAGUAUUUCGAAACAUUUAUUAUGUAACGAUCUGUAAAAAAAAAAAGUGUUAAAAACCUUUCUGCAUCUCAUAAAUACCUGGAACUGUUUUUUAAAAGUAAGGAACAUUCAUGUAUAAUCAUUUCUCGAAAUUCUUCACGCGUCACAAUUCUUUGAAAUAUAUCUAUUGCAUGUUUGAUUUAUCUUAUAUUUCCAGUACAUUUUACCUUAAAAAUACACUUCUCCUGGUAAUAAACUCCACAACAACUGAGUUCACACUGUCUGAUAACAGUAGCAAAGUUCAAAUGAUAACUUAAAGAUGAGCCAAUAUAAAUUGUCUGCUGUUAUGCAAAUGAACAGUACAGAGUUUAGUCAUGUUACGUUACGCGUUGCUGGUCCACGUUCUUGUGGCUCUUGUAACAGCUGAAACAGAGCAGACAUGCACGAGUCACGAUGGCUUUACUGUGUGUCAUUUUCGAGGUGUUUUAAGUAGUGUUACACAGCAGAGGAACGAAGACAGAUUGGAAAUCAGUGAUUUAAAUUUGCUGUCAAUCAAGCCUGGCGCCUUCAAAGACCUGACGAUAACAAAUUUAUAUUUGUAUCAAGGAAACCACAUCUCAAUUCUACAGUCCGGAGCAUUUACCGGCCUACCAAAAUUGACCCGCCUCCAUCUGGAUAACAAUGUUGUCACCCUGAUUCCUAAUCUAUUUCAAGAACUAUCUCAGCUAGAGUCAUUGUCGUUGAUUUAUAACAAGAUCAACAAUAUACCGGCAGGGACGUUUACCGGACUAUCGAAAGUAAUGUGGCUCUAUCUCAACCAAAACGAUAUUCCGGAGAUAAAGCCAAACAUGUUUACUGGACUCCCACAGCUGUUGUAUUUGUGGCUAGAUAAUAACAAAAUAGCUACCGUUGCUUCAGGAUCUUUUGCAAAUCUCAAGGAAUUAAACCGUCUUCAUUUGGACUACAACAAAAUAACAGAAAUAAAACCCAACACUUUCACCGGUUUAACGAAGCUUGAAACUUUAUAUGUUAACGAUAACAGCCUAACGUCACUUCCGCAAGAGACAUUUGGAAGAUUGCCGGAGUUGAAGAGAUUGUAUGCAAAUCACAACAAAAUUGCAACCAUCCAUUCCCAUGCUUUUAAAGGCCUGAGUGAUUUGAAGAUCUUACAUCUUGAGCACAACGAAAUUUCUGAGAUUCAGCCCGCUGCAUUUGAGGGCCUUGUCUUGGUUGAAGAAAUAUUUUUGUCCAAUAACAGAAUUCACACUCUCCCAAAUAAUGUAUUCGCUGGACUAACUCAGAUCAAUUUAAUUUACAUGGCAAAUAACACUUUGACUCAAAUUGAUAAAACUAGUGUUCAGCUGCCAAGUUCCAGUACAGUUUAUUACACUGAAUAAGAUACUAGCGAAUACCUUGAAGAUAAAUUGCAAACUUGCUACAAAUACGGACAUGACAGAAGUUAACUUAAGACUCGAGCAGCAGCAGCGACAAAUUUGUAUUUCCGGAGCAACUGCAUUAUUUCUGAUAUCAACUACAAGAUAGAAUAGACAAGAUUUCAGUGAUUAUUUAAUAGAGAAGAUUCGUCAAUGUUACGAUAACAAAAAUUUCUACCAAUAGUAGCUGUCCAGGUGGUCUAUUUAGUAGCAAAAUAUUUCACGCUUCGCCACGUGUCGUAGCUCAAAGAAACUACUUUUUUAAGAACGUAAUACACACCCUACUAAAUAAUUUGCCUGCAAGAUUGAUACCUAGCUGAUAAAAGUUUAACUAAAAUUAAUAGAAAGCGCACUUGAUUGUCUAGAUUUUAGUUUUGUUAUAAGUGGUGAUGCUGACAAUUAGCCCUUGAAGAUUGUUUGCUAUACGGUUUUGUAGUUUAAUUUAUCGCCUUAGUUAAAUGAAAUAAUUAUUAUUUCUCCACGAUGUAGUGAUGGUCUAUUAAUGUAUCAUUAAUCAAAAUAAAUGUCAAUAAUAAAAUA